Molecule: messenger RNA, 588 nt
Organism: Pocillopora meandrina
Lineage: Eukaryota; Metazoa; Cnidaria; Anthozoa; Scleractinia; Pocilloporidae
Source: the annotation of a GenBank genome assembly
AUGUAUUGUGUUCUUCAAAAGCCAUUCGAUGUGAAAGAUGGCCACAAAACGUAUGCCGCCAGAUGAAAACAAAGAAAUCUUUGUUUUCAACAUAUCAACUGCGAUAAACUGCAACGGCCUGUUAUUUAAACAAAGUUUAGCUGUAGUUUAACAAAACUGCGCUCUAAAACAUCUUGAAUUUAGCCAAACCUUUUAUCUGAACUUUUGUUUUUUUGAGAACAGUGUCAAAGGGGCAGAAAGCUUAUAGUGGAAGCAAUUUAAUUCAAUGAAUCAACCCUAUUAAAGGAAAUCUCCGAGGCCCAGUGCUGGCGUGAAACCACGGUUUGGGUCAGACCCCGUGGAGAUAACCGGCCCUGACAGCUUUGUUCAGCAGAAAAUAAAAAACAGUUGUACGCUUGAUUAAACGCCAUUAAAAAGAGAUGAACUACCUUUCUGUGGAUGUCGUCAUUUUAAACGAGGUAUUUCAUUUACAAUGACAGGGGUCUGGGGGUGAAUAAAGGUACUGUUAGAAUAUUAAAAAUAACGAAGAAGAUUGGAAGAGAAAGAUUGAGAGAGGAAGAAGCGUUCUUGAACUCCAAAAGAAACUGA